GCGUUCCAAAAUCCACAUGUACAAGUGUGUCACCUGUCUUAUCUCUCCUUCCAGUUUUGUCAAGACAGCAGCAGGAACGUGACUAUCCUCGAGAUAAUGUUUCUGAUGACGGAGUGGAUCACCAGCAAAUAGGUGACAAAACACGACGACCAGCCUGCCAAGGUGCACGCUUCCUGAAUAUGUGGGAGGGAGUUGAAUGAUAACACGGCAGAGCUGAAGAACACAUGCGUCGAUGGGUACCAGUGCUCAGAGAUAUGUACAACCUAUUGGCUUCGCUCUCAGCGCUUAGAAUCACCUUCGCUUGGGAAAUAGGGAUUCGUGGGACUAUAUAGUAUGAUUCAACAUAGCCUGACCGUGCUCCCCCCCGAGAAUCAGAGCCAGACAAUGAAUCUAGGGCUGAAAAACACGCAUGUCCUCGUAACAGGCGCGAGCGGAGGCAUCGGCCUCGAGACCGUCAAGCUUUAUCUGUCCCUCGGCGCAAAUGUGACUGCACAUUAUAACUCUAACUCCAAACCCAUCCAGACUCUCCAAGUCAGCUUCCCUGCACUGCAAUGCGCACAAGCAGACCUCUCCUCUGAGUCUGCCGUGAAGAGCAUGUUCGACGCGCUCUCGGGAACGCCGUUCGGUCCUGUGGCAGUAGUCGUGGUCAAUCAUGGCAUUUGGCCACCCGAGGACGUACCCAUCGUCGAUAUGGCCAUCGAACAGUGGGACCAUACCAUCAGCGCAAACCUCACCUCAAGCUUCCUGGUCUGUCGUGAAUACUUGCGCCACUUGCGUGCAGCAACAGAAAGCGUGAAAGACAAGGCUGCAAUAGUGCUCAUCGGGAGCACAGCAGGCAAAUACGGCGAGGCGAAUCAUGGCGAUUAUGCUAUCAGCAAAAGUGCGAUGAUGUAUGGCUUGACGAUGACGCUCAAGAGCGAGAUUGUGAAGAUUGCACCAAAGGGACGUGUGAAUUCUAUUGCACCUGGAUGGGUCUCGACGCCGAUGGUACAAGAGGCACUGGAUGAUCCGGCUGUCAGCGGUCCUGUAUUAGCUGCCACUCCCCUGAAGAAAUUAGGAACGCCUCUCGAUGUUGCAAACCAAAUAGCGGUUCUGUCUUCUUCAGUGGUCUCGGGACAUGUAACUGGGCAAGUCAUCUUCAUAGAAGGCGGUUGUGUAGGGGACCUUUGAGUAACUAGCAACGAGUGAGUGGUUUGAAAUACACGUUUAAUCAUCAACUCUGG
Messenger RNA from Suillus clintonianus, 1223 nucleotides. RefSeq names its product NAD(P)-binding protein. The record is from RefSeq and is a predicted model, not a curated record. The transcript is spliced from 6 exons. NCBI's taxonomy places the organism in Eukaryota, Fungi, Basidiomycota, Agaricomycetes, Boletales, Suillaceae. Bases 334 to 1170 code for a protein of 278 amino acids.